UACGUCUUUACUGGGUCUGGGCUUCUGCAUAUUUCACCAGAGGAAGAAGAAGUUCAUUUCGGUUGGUAGUAAGAUAGCCUCUCUUUGAACUGACACCGUAACUGCGGAAUUUGUUGUUGUCAUUAGCCACUGCGAGGAUUCCGUUUAUGUUCAUCUGAAAACACCAUGAGCUUACGAGAGAUCAGUGAGAACGUGAAGCUGGCCCGCGAAUACGCCUUGCUGGGAAACUACAGCUCAGCCAGUGUUCUCUAUAAUGGAUUACUAGAACAAAUCAAGAAGUACGUGUACACCGUUCGGGACAGCAGUUUUCAGCAGCGGUGGCAGCAGUUGUGGCAAGAGAUAAGUGAAGAAAAUCAACAAGUUCAGGACAUAAUGUCGACUCUGGAGAACUUCCAGCUGGACACGACACCUGCUAAACCCAGUAACCAUGACGACUGUGAAAUACAGCCUGUGCAUAUGGAACUGAGACAUUCUCCUUGUCCCGUUAGGCGGCCCUCUAACCCCUAUAAAGACAACAAACCCGCCAACAACCGCCUGAGCGUGGCUGUGAGAGCCCAGCAGAGGCACUCACCUCGUGGAGCCAAUGGGGACAGAGGCAAACCCUCCAAGGGCAAAGAAAAGAAGGAAUCAAAAGAGGUGAAGGAGGCCACUGGCAAAGCCAAAGAUGAUAAGAACAAAGCAGAUGUCCAGGAGAAAGAAGUGAAAAAGUUUGAUGGGACUGGAUAUGACAAAGACCUUGUGGAAGCUCUGGAGAGAGAUAUUAUAUCACAGAAUCCAAAUGUUAAAUGGGACAACAUUGCGGACUUGGAAGAUGCAAAAAAACUCCUGAAAGAAGCAGUCGUGUUGCCGAUGUGGAUGCCAGCUUUCUUCAAAGGCAUAAGAAGACCAUGGAAGGGGGUGCUUAUGGUGGGACCUCCAGGCACCGGGAAAACACUUUUGGCCAAAGCAGUUGCCACGGAGUGCAGAACCACUUUUUUCAACAUCUCCUCGUCUACUCUCACCUCCAAGUACAGAGGAGAGUCUGAGAAGCUUGUUCGCCUUCUUUUCGAAAUGGCACGUUUUUACGCUCCCACAACAAUCUUCAUUGAUGAAAUUGACUCCAUGUGCAGCCGCAGAGGGACUUCAGAGGAACACGAGGCCAGCCGGAGAGUCAAGGCAGAGCUGCUGGUGCAGAUGGAUGGUGUCGGUGGAGCAUCAGAAAACGAUGACCCAUCCAAGAUGGUGAUGGUGCUGGCUGCCACCAACUUCCCAUGGGACAUCGAUGAGGCUCUGAGAAGGCGGCUGGAGAAGAGGAUCUACAUCCCUCUGCCUUCAACCAAAGGACGAGUGGAGCUGCUAAGGAUCAACCUGAAGGAGCUGGAGCUGGCCAGCGACGUGGACUUGGACAAGAUUGCAGAGCAGCUGGAGGGUUACUCAGGAGCUGACAUUACCAACGUGUGCAGGGACGCCUCUCUGAUGGCCAUGAGGCGAAGAAUUGAGGGCCUCACACCAGAGGAGAUCCGCAACAUUUCCCGGGACGAGAUGCACAUGCCCACCACCAUGGAGGACUUUGAGUCGGCUCUGAAGAAGGUGUCGAAAUCUGUGUCUGCUGCUGACUUGGAGAAGUAUGAAAAGUGGAUUGAAGAGUUUGGGUCCUGCUGAAAAACACCAACAUCCAGCAGCUGUCUUUGACUUUUUAUGCUACUACAGUCAGGCGUAUUUGUAGGCUGAGCUUUAGUGUUGGCUGUGUGUGGGUGGGUGUCAGGUUUUUCUGAAUCGUUCAGGUGAUGCGGAAAUGAAAUUUGUUUCUCAUCCGUUUGUACAUUAUGUUAAUGUUAUGAAGACGACUUCAUCUGAAAAGGUGACACAUUACGACAUUUUUUACAUGUUUUGAUGAUCCUAAGAGAGAAUCAGCUGUAGCUGUUAGAAAAACUGACAAAUCUGAGGGACUCGAUGGUUCUAGCAACACACUGACACUAGAGUUCAUUUCCAGAGAUGCUUCUUUGUCCUCUAAAGUGUCAUAAUGUCAGUCAAAUUUUCCUUCUUUGUUUGUUUUUGUUUUAUUUUUAAAGCACUUGAUUUUAUUUGGAACCAUGAGGUUCUCUCACAUUUUGAAGAUGUAAAUUCUGAACUUAAACGCUAACAUCUUUCUAUAAAUAAAGUUAAUGAUAAUAAA
Messenger RNA from Scatophagus argus, 2155 nucleotides. It is a transcript of the gene katna1, whose product is annotated as katanin p60 (ATPase containing) subunit A 1. NCBI's taxonomy places the organism in Eukaryota, Metazoa, Chordata, Actinopteri, Scatophagidae. Gene Ontology annotation, molecular function: microtubule severing ATPase activity; microtubule binding; ATP binding. Gene Ontology annotation, biological process: microtubule severing. Bases 166 to 1641 code for a protein of 491 amino acids. The record is from RefSeq and is a predicted model, not a curated record. Gene Ontology annotation, cellular component: microtubule cytoskeleton. The transcript has 11 exons.